This is a messenger RNA of Pomacea canaliculata, 2387 nucleotides long. RefSeq names its product DNA replication complex GINS protein PSF3-like. Gene Ontology annotation, biological process: mitotic DNA replication initiation. Gene Ontology annotation, cellular component: GINS complex. The coding region runs from base 35 to 649 and encodes 204 amino acids. The transcript has 3 exons. The record is from RefSeq and is a predicted model, not a curated record. Lineage: Eukaryota; Metazoa; Mollusca; Gastropoda; Architaenioglossa; Ampullariidae.
GAUUGGCGCAAUUUUCGAUAAGUGAACAUAAGCAAUGUCACAGACGUUUUUGAAUGCUUCCGAAAGUUAUUUUAGUUUAGAUGAUAUUCUUGCAACACAGGAAUCAGUACCCUGUAAAGUCGAGGUACCGAUCUACCGACUUGGGUAUCUUGACAAAGGCAGUGAAGAUGAUACACUUCAAGAAGGCACCAAAUUGGAGCUGCCAUACUGGCUUGCACGCUCUCUGUGUAGUAGGCGUCGCCACAUUGUUUCUGUUGAAAUGCCUCGAGCUUACAGAGAAAGCUACCGACAAAUUUUAAAAGCAGAUCCAAAUGUUGUGAAUCUACACAAAUUGGGACCAUACUUUUAUAAAUUUGGUUCCCAUUUGCUCUCAUUUGAACAUCCUGAAUCUACAGACAUUGCUAACAGUUUAGUGAAGGCAUUCCAGGGUCGUUUCAGAAAGAUAAUGGACUCUUCACAAAAUGUUCUGAAUCAAGACACGAGUAAGCUCACUGAAAAACUAGAUGAAACUGAAGUAAAACUGUUUAAUGCUGGCCAGCUUGGUUUGCAUGAUUUCCAGCAAUGGGAGACUCGACAAACAGAGAAAUUAACCACAUCCAUAAUGGUUCAAAACCACCGCAAAAGAAAACGAGGCAUGCUGCAAAGUUGACCCUUAUUAGUGCAUUAUUACAUACUGUUCAGACUUAAUGUACUGUCUUCAAUGAAAUAAAUUGAAUAUGUUUGUUAUUUUCAUGAGUGGACUACAUAUGUUUGGAUCACAAAAAGGUAAUUUAUUGAUUGAGAUGAUAUGAAAAACAGAAUUCACGUUGUUAUGGCAUGGCUUAACACCCAAACGUAAACUUAAUUAAAAAGAGUUUCUAUCAAUAUCAAUUGGUUGAACACACAACUUCCACCUCUUUUAUAGAAAAUAUUAUAAAAGGUCUAGUUUGCGUAAGCUUUAAAUAUUUGUACUGAGGAUGUCUGUGGGAUGUAAAUUUCAAACCCGGAGCUUAAGAAGACAUACAUCAUACCCAAAUUGUGACCAGUGAUACAAGCACAUUUUGUAUUUCCUUAGAAAGGCACAUUUUAAACUGAUUUUCCAUACAUGUUUUUUUGCAGAUUUAAAUGCUUUUUGAUAUACCAUAAUGAAUGAAUCAUUUGCUUCAUCAAUGUGCAUUAUUUAUGUUGGUUUUUGAACUUUAGUUUUCUAUCAUCUGGUAGCUAAGAGCUAUUCUGUGGUUCUGUGCUUGCAGACAUAAUGAAAGUUUCCCAGUGUUUAUACAGUUUCUGAUGAAAUGAUUUACCUACUGCAUGUCUGCUAUUUUUAUUCCUGAUGUACAAUACGAAAAAUGUGCAAACUUGUGUAAGCAAAGUCUUAUGUACAGGUUAAAAUAUUAACUUAAAACUUAUCAUUUUGCGUUUUAAUUUGUAUCUGAGAGUUACUAACAGUGAGACAUUUGUGUUGAAAAUUAUUGAAUAUGUAUUUAGUUUUAUUGUGCAGAAAAUACUAUGUGGGGAAGUGGGGGUACUGGCAGGAUGAAGAUAAGAAACUAAAGUUUAAGUGGAAAGCACUUAAGGAUAGUUAAGUUCUUGGGGGGAAAAGUAAUGGAUAAUAAAAAGGACAUAACUGUUAGAUCACUAAUUAUAAAAACUUAAGCAUCAUUGUGUUGUACAUUUACCAACGGGUGAAUAGCAUCAGACUUAAUGUUUUACGUCUCUGCUAACUUUUUGCAAUAAAAAAUAUAAACAUUUUUUUCAUUUUCUUCUUUGAAAUGAUCAAUAGUUAAAAGAUUAAAAACAGUUAACAUGUAUUCUCUCAUGUUUAAUAAGUUACUGAAUAAUUAUAAAUUAGAAAGGAAGGAUAAUAUCAAAGAAUUUAGUUUGACAUUUGUCUCUAGUUUUCUGAAAAGUUCAAAUUUUCUCUUCACUUAAGUUCAGAAAUGUAUUUAAAAUGAACCUGGUUCACCAAAAAAGACAGAUGUUGCUUCUUUCCCGUUUAAAUUCUUUCAUAGGUAUUCCAAACAUCAUAAAGUCCUAAAAAGAAAUACUAUUAAUAAAUUACCUGACUUAAAGAUGUACAGUGUAAUGAUUAUAUUGCGUUCAAGGGAUCAUAUGUGACUGACUGUAUGUACAUUUGCUUCAAAUCAGCAAUUGCAACAAAUCUGCUUGACGACCGUUGUAAAAGUAAUUAAAAUUAAUAAAUGAUCGGUUUAUUUUUGUGAAAAAGUGUUUUAAUUUCGCCUUGUUGCUGCAUUUGCACAGAUAUCUGUCUGUAAGAUUGCUGGUUUGCAGAAUAGGGUGUCGGUUGUGACGAAACGCUUCCUAUGGUAAAGCCAUUAUAUCGACGUAUACCCAAAAAUGUUAGACACGGUAUUCUAAAAAAGAAAAAUUAAUAUAACGACGAUAUC